AUGUCGACGACCGCAGGCCGUAAGGACGGAAUGCAGGUCACCUGUGACGGCUGUGGCUCCGAUAUCUCGAACCUAGUGCAGAUAAGAUGUGCGGAGUGUAACGAAUAUGAGCUCUGCGUACCAUGCUUUUCGAAGGGGACUUGCUCUGGGGCUCAUAAACCUUGGCAUGACUACUAUGUCAUAGAGCAAAACGCCUAUCCCAUAUUCGAGCAGGAUUGGGGUGCGGACGAAGAGACUAUGCUUAUCGAAGGGUUGGAGCAAUAUGGUAUUGGUGCCUGGCAGGAUAUUGCUGAGCACAUUGGUAGCCGGACACCAGAGGAAACAGCUGCGCACUACCAGCGUGUCUUUUUGAAUUCAGCAUCGUAUCCGAUUCCGGAUCUCACCAAGAAAUUCAAUAUACCUCCUGAAGAAUUCAUCGAAGCCAGGAAAACAAGGAUAGAGAAGUACCGCCAACAGCAAUCGUUGAUGUCACCCAUCAAACCAAAGGCGCUCGCAUCCGUCCCUACUUGUCAUGAAGUUCAAGGAUACAUGCCCGGACGUCUUGAGUUUGAUGUAGAGACGGAAAAUGAGGCUGAAAUGAGCGUCAAAGAUAUGGUGUUCGACCCUGAAGACACCGAUUUGGAUGUCGAGUUGAAAUUAGCCGUUCUGGAGAUAUAUAAUACCAGGUUGACGCGGCGUGCGGAACGCAAACGAAUUAUGCUGGCCCAUGCCUUGAUGGAAUACAAACGACUGACGAAUCUAGAUAAGAAAAGAUCGAAAGAAGACCGCGAUCUGAUGAUGAGACUCAGGGCCUUUGUGCGUCUUUUGCCACCAAAAGAGUUCGAGGAAUUCACCGAAAGUCUUCUUGCUGAGCAGCAAUACCGCCGGCGGAUUGCUGAGUUGCAGGAGUAUCGGCAAAAUGGAAUAAAAAGUUUAACUGUGGCCGCAAAAUACGAACGAGAUAAGGUGCACCGACUACAAAUAUUAAACCGCCAAUCUCUGAACCCUCCUUCCCGGAACACAUCCGAUGAAAUCCCUCCAACAAUCAAGAUCCGAAAGAGUGGAAGCAACCCGCUAGACGUAUCAAAUGCUCCUGAAAUCGAGUUGUUAACGCCACAGGAAAAGGGUCUUUGUGCUCAACUACGUAUUUUGCCAAGGUCGUUCCUUGCAAUUAAAGAGGUGAUUUUUCAAGAGCUCGUCAAAUCUGCGGGAGUCAUGAAGAAGAAAACAUUGAAGGAGGUACUUCAAAAUGUGGAUGAUAACAAAGUUAACCGAAUUUUUGAUUAUUUCCAGUCGCAAAAUUGGAUUGCUUAG
Molecule: messenger RNA, 1293 nt
Organism: Wickerhamiella sorbophila
Lineage: Eukaryota; Fungi; Ascomycota; Dipodascomycetes; Dipodascales; Trichomonascaceae
Product: Transcriptional adapter 2
Exons: 1
Coding region: 1-1293 (430 amino acids)
Biological process (GO): regulation of transcription by RNA polymerase II; chromatin remodeling
Cellular component (GO): nucleus; SAGA-type complex
Molecular function (GO): chromatin binding; zinc ion binding; protein binding
Source: RefSeq, a predicted model, not a curated record